Medioppia subpectinata is the source of this 1821-nucleotide messenger RNA. The record is from the annotation of a GenBank genome assembly. Lineage: Eukaryota; Metazoa; Arthropoda; Arachnida; Sarcoptiformes; Oppiidae.
AUGUCUAUAAACUCAACCAAAACUUUUCCAGCAUUUAACGGGCGGUCGUCGACAGCGAUCUCAUCUGAGAUUAACCAACGAAUAUCUCAAUCCCUGUGCGGAAAGGGCUGGAAAGUGUUGCUCACCUCACCUCAGGUGCAGCUAUGGUCAAAGUCGGCCGACACCGGCGACCACUGGUCUAUUGGUCACCAACGGGUGAUCACUGUACUAACCGAUCGUAUCAGUGAUGGCCAGUGUCUGGUACGGGUGUACGACCAGCACCUAAACACCAUUCACUUCGAGCUGGACCUAAGACAGGCCAACUACUCUUACGAGCCAAACCAGUCGGACUUUCACGUGUUUAAAAUGGCCGCCGGAUGGACAGGGAUCAGGUUUGGUGAUCGGUCGGACUCUAACGAGUUUAAGAGUUUGGUUUACGAGCAACAACUGCAACGACUGAAGCGAUUGGUAGUCAGAGGAGUGCCGGCGGAAAAACCAAUAAACACGCCGUCGGUGGGCAAACCGAUGAUGAUAAUGGGUCCGGAGGUUAGGGCACUGCCGAGUUAUAGCGAUGUGACCAGUGUUAAGACACCAAUAGAUGUGCCCAUAGAUAGCAGAUCGACACCACAACCGCCAGUACUGGCGCUCAAGAGUGACCGGUCGGCGGAGGUGUUGGAACAGAUACGGCACGGGAUGGUCAGUAAGGGAACGGCGACUGUAACCACCGGCCUGUCUUAUGACGAUAAGACAAUGUCUUACAGGACAUGUCUUGACGGCGCCGAUGACAACGAGAGUCUCUUCUCGGAUGUGACCAUCAAUGGUAAUGGUCUGGAUAUGAAUGUGAACGCACUGGUAGUGAGCGCUGGCAAAGACCAUCCAUUGCCACCUCUGCCGCCCCCACCGCCAGCCCUACUCUCGCCGACAGCUAGUAGUAGUGGUAAAACUUCUGGGGAUCAGAUGUCGGACAACAAAUCCAUAUCAUAUCAUUUGAGCACUCUAUCGAAACUGUCGGUGCCGUCAGAUCUAUCCGUUUGGGAGCGCCGGACAAACGCCGACUCGAAGACAAAGAGCGGCAAAAAGAUCGCAUACAUCGAGAAGACUGUCAUCAAACAGUUGGAAGCGCUGGUGGGCGACAAGUGCCACAUCCUGUCGGUGUCAUUCUUGGAGCUGUUCCUAUGGGCGCCAUAUCUGUCCACCGAAUGGCACGUCUGCCGCAAACCUGUGCUCUGUCUGGUGUCCGGAAUCGAUGACGAGUACUCGUCGGGCGACGACACGGACGACAACGAAGAUGUGUUGGACAGCAAUAAUAGCCCACACUAUUCGCUACGGAUGUAUGAGCUGAACGGCACCGGCAGUGGUGGCCGUAUUCUAUGGGAGAGUUCAGUGGACACGAGUGUGAGCCACAGAACACCGGACAUCAGGUUUCAGGCGCUGGUGACCGACGACUGUAUGGCUGGACUGGUGUUCGAGUCGGUGGGCCGGGGCGUGGAGUUCAGCUUUGCCAUCGGUCAGGCUCUGGCCAAAGCCACUGUCAGAUCGGUAGGUCUCGGGCGGCAGGACUCGCGUCGGUCACCCGAUAAGGAUCAGCGCAAACAACAGCCGUCAGGCGUUGGUAAGCGUAUUAAGGGUUGGUUUAGUGGACGGCCUAAGAGUGGACAGUCCGGUGGCGGAGGAGCCACUGGUUUGGCCACCGAUGCGAAGACCUAUGAUGUGAAAGAGACCAAACGUAUGGUCAGCCGUGCGCUCAAAUGCCGACCCCUCAGACGCCUGGUGUAUGACCUGAUCGAUGAGCACCGGGACAUUCAAACCAACCUUUACGAUACGAUUAAUCGCCGCAAAUAA